UAUCCCAUCUUUAAAAGUAUUAUAUUUUAAAAAAUUAUCUAAGGCAACUAAGCUUUUAGCUUGCAGUGAGGGGCAGAAGAACAUAGCCAACAGUGGGGUAGUGGAUGGUUACGGAAGUGUCCACACACAAACGAUGCUGCUUCCGUGAGCUUAAUAUCUCCUGGCUACUUCUCAUGAUACUGUAAAUAAUAUUGUCAUUCUCUUGUCCAGAGAUAGUUGCAAGUUGACCAGAGGUCUACGAAGUAUCCUUAAAGCUGUCCUUCCUUCUCUUGAGUUUGCUUGUCUAGUGCUCUCUGAGUCCUAAACUCCCUCUAGUGUGCCAUACACUUCUCUUUAUACUUAACAAAUCAAGGACUUCACAUAUGAGGGGUGUGUGUGUGUGUGUGUUGUCCAUGUCACUUUGGAAAGCCAGACGAUGCUGUAUCUCCCUGCUGUAGCAGAGGUCCUUUCUGGACUCAGAACUGCCCUUCCCUCGGAGCCUUCUAUGGAUGGCUGCAUUGAUAGAUGGAAUCUCCCCAGGGAGCCUUAUGGACCAGCCCUCUGUCUGUUACCAUGCAGCACGACUGUAAUUUAUAGCCACAGAUGGCGACUUCCACCUCAUCACCCCCUACUUAUCUUCAGCAGACAUUUACCUCUGCCUUUUUAAAAAUAAUCUGUACUAUUUGCAAAUGACUAUACACAACCGUUCCUAUUUAUCAAAAUACACUUUAAAAUGACGUUUCAUCAGAACAUGAAGAAUAUUAUGCAUUGUAGAAACAAAUAGGCAAACUUUCUAGUGGGAUUUUCACUGUGGAAAUGAAAUAUUAAGGCAAAUAUUCAAGUCAGGUUCUUGAAUUUUGAUGGGGGAGUGUCAGCUCUUCUUGGGUGGGUGUGGUCAGUGCUGGGGGGACUUGGGGUGUUUCUGCCACCACUGAGUUACACCCUUAGCCUCUGAGGAUCACCCAGAGCUCAAGGAUAAAAACUACAAACAAAUGAAGCAGUCGGAGAUUUGUCUCCCCCGACUGUGGCUUGAGCCCUCAUGGAUUAAACCAGGGCUUCACAGAGCUGCUGUCUCAGAAUCUCUUGCCGUGUGCCACCUUUCUGGAACUUAGGAAUGUGUCACCUGAUCAGGAGAGGUACUUGGGAAACGUGCACUGUAUUUGAGAUACCCCUCUGCUCUGCCAUCCUUCUCACUUGGGGCACAUCUCUGAAAGGAGGCUCUCUUGGAAGAAACAGGAACGGCUCUUCCUUGAUCUUACUUGAAAGUCUUUAUGUUGAUCCGAAGAAAGCACCGGUCCAAUUCUGGGAAUUAUUUUUACAUGUUGCUAGACAGUAUUUUUAAUUUUUUUUGCCCACUAAUUUUUACUUCAUUGUUUUGAGCUUUUAGUUAUAUUUUUCUUAACUUCUUUAUUAUGCUGUGCCUAUUUUUGUUAGCAGCUUCAAAUAUUAUUGAAGGCCAAGUCUAGGUGUCUUCUCUUAAUGUUAUUUUUAAUUUAAAUCCUUUCAGAAGCCAAGCUUAUUUUAUUCUGUCUUACAAUAAAAAAAAUCAUCACUGUUGAGUAUUAGUAUCUAGUUGUAAAUCUUUUUGAACUCUUAAGCUGCACAUUGUGAAAUACAGACAGCAUUAAUUACACCGGAUGUCGGGGCCAGGUGAUGUCUGGACGUCUUGCUGUGUAAUUUAAUCCUGGGUGCUGUGUUGUUUGGCUACACUGGACUCUCCGUGAGCAUAUGUAAUUAAGUGCACAUGUGUAAAAAAGCAGGGUCCCCAUAGGAAGGAGAGGGAGAGAGAUCAUUAGCAGGGAUUAGAUGUGUCUCUCCAGCUGGGCAGUAUGCCUCUGCACUCCAAGGGCUUUCCCAGUGUGAAUUAUGAGACUGGCUCAGCUGCCUCUCUGCUCCCCUCUGAUUGAACUGCAUUUACUAAUGCUGUUAAGCUGUGUCCCCAGAGACAGCACACCCUGAGGUACCAGAUAUAGAUCAUGCAUGCAAAAAGAAUGAGGAACCUAUGGUACAUAGUCUUCUCAGAUCAAAGAUUGAAUGGCAAAAUGGAAAUUUAAAAAAAAAAAGCCGCGGGCAAAUUUUAUGUAUAUACAUGGGGCUUUGGGAAGAGUUGGUAGAUGGAAAUAAUUCCUGUCUAGCUAAAACAGAUAGUAAUUAAUCAAAGGAAUGUAGUUCAAAUCUGUUGAGACUAUCUGCCGGUCUGCUGCUCCCCUGAAAUUCUAAAGACUAGUGAAUAAAUCCCACUCUGAAUCAAGUCUUAUGUCCAUCUUCCUGAUUGAUGAGGUCCUUUGGUAGAGAUGGUACGUUAAGAAUUAUGAAACCACGCACCCUUUUAGUAUGGCAUGUCAUACAAUAACAAAAGUCUGACCUAUCAAUUGGCCGAAUAGAAAUUAUAGCUGCAGUAAAUGUUUUAGGGGUUUCAUUGACAACUAGGGACACAUAUACUAUGCUGCUGUCAUUUUAAAAGGCGUGGCAGGGAAAUGGGAAUAUUAAUUAUGGUCAUUUUGUAGUGUACAUAAAUAACAAGGCAUCACAUUAUACGCCUUCUGUCUGCAAGAUUAUUUUUGUCAGAAGUAUAACUUUUGCUAACCCAGUGAAGCUGGAAAACAAAGAGGCCCGGUGUCUUUCCCCGAUGACUUACCUAAAAAAGACCAGCAUGCCACAGAUAACACAGACAUUGUAACUAAAGAAUUGUUUUUAAGCUUUUUCCAAAGCCAUGCACAGUUUUUUGUAGUCUGUUGACAAGCGUUGAAGUCAUUGUAUCUGAUCAUUGAAGCCAGCAUUAGUGGCACACACCUUGAAGGCCAGCUGAAGCAGGUAGAUCUCUGACUUUGAGGAUAGCCUGGUCUACAGAGAAAGUUCCAAGGACAGCCAGGGCUACACAGAGAAAUUCCGUAUCAAAAAAAGAAAGGAAUGAAGGAAAGAAGAAAUUAUAAUAUAAUUACAUCAUUCCUCCUUCCUUCUCCCUCCUACAGACCUCCUCAUGAACUCCCCUUGCUGUUUUUCAAAUUCAUGGUUUCUUUUUUUUUUUUUUAAUAGUUUUGGUGGUGGUGGUGUGUGGUUUUAGUUUCAUGAAGUGCCCCUUGUCAAUUGUUGGCCUUAAUUCUUGGACCAAUGGAGUCCUGUUCAGGAAGACCUUGCAUCUGUAUCCUGUAGAAUACUGCUUGGGUUUUCUUCUAGCGACUUCUGUGUUUCACAGUUAGGUCUUUGAUCCAUUUGAAGGUAGUUUUUUCUCAAGGUGAUGGAUGAUACAGGUCUGAUUUCAUUCUUCUGCAUGUGGCCAUCCAGUUCCCCAGGACCAUUUGUUGAUGAUGCUCUUUCCUCCAGGUUGUUGUCUGAGUCUUAGUCAAAUAUGAAUGGCUGAAGUUACAUGUGCUUAUGUCUGAGUCUUCAUGUCAUGGUUGUGCCAACACCAUAUUGUUUUUGUUACUCUGUCUCAGUAAUGUUUCUUAUGAUCUGGAAUUGUAAUCCCUCCAGCAUCGUUCUCUUUGCUCAGGAUUGUUCUGUCUGUCUGGGGACUUUUGUGGAUCCACGUGAGGACAGCUUUUUUUUCUAUUUUUGUCAAGAUGGGAUGGGGAUUUUGAUUGAGAUUGCAUCAAAUCCAUAAACGGCUUUUGGUAAAAUUGUCAUUUAUGCAGUAUUAAUUCCACUGAUCCAUGAACAUGGGUUUUUUUUCCCACUUUCUAGUGUCUUUCCUAUCUCUUUCUUCAGAGGCUGGAAGUUUUCAUGGAGAGGUCCUUCCUUCCCUUCCUUGAUUAUGUUUAUGCCUAGAUAUGGUAUUUUCUUUUAGGUUAUUGGGAAUGAGACUGUAUUCACAAGCUCCUUCUCUGUAUUGGUGGUGGUGGUGAUGAUGGUGUAUAGAAAGCCAUCGAUUUGGGCAAGCUGAUUCUUCCAGACUGCUGCAUUUGUUCUCUGGUAGAAUUGUUGGGAUCUCAUGUCUAGUACCAUGACAUCUGCAAAUAGAGAUAGUGUGAAUUCUUUUUUCUUUCCCUAUUGGAACCUUGUCAUUUCCUUCUCUUGUCUUACUGCUCCGGGAUCCCUGUGAGCACAGCAUUGGAAAGGAGUAGUAGGGCAGUGGGCAGCAUAGUUUUGUUCCUCAGUUAAGGGCCCUGCUUCAGGCUUUUCUCCAAUUAGGAUGGCGUAGCUGUGGGUUUUCGUAUUUAUCCUUUAUUAUGUUGAGGUGUGUUCUUUCUAGUCCUACAUUCUCUAGGACUUUUAUCAUGAAGACAUGUUGGAUGUUGUCAAAGGGCUUUUCUACAUCUAUUGAGAGGAUCAUAUGACUUUUUCCUUUAAGUCAAUUUGUAUGGUAGAGGGUAUAUUACAUUUAUUGACUUGAGUUUAUUGAACCAUCCCUGUAUCUCAGAGAUAAAAGCCAACUUUGUCAUGGUGGAUAACCAUUUUUGAAGUAUGUCUGCAUUCUGUUUGCAAAUAUUUUAUUGUCCAUCAAGUAUAUUGACUUGUAGGUUUUUUUUUAUUGCCAUGUCUUUAUCUGGUUUUUGGUACUAAAGUGAUACUGGCUUCAUAUAGGAGUUUAGGAGUGCUCCCUCUGUUUCUUUUUGUUUGGUUGGUUGGUUGGUUGGUGUGUUUUGUUUGAGUAGUUUAAGGAUUUCGUAGUCAAGUGGUGAUGGCCCAAGCCUUUAAUCCAAGCACUUUGAAAGCAGAGCAGAUAGAUCUCUGAGUUCAACACCAGCCUGGUCUCGAGUGAGUUCCAGGAUAGCCAAGACACAGUGAAACUCUGUCUGGAGAAACAAACAACAGCAACAAAGAGAUUGGCUGUAGAUCUUCUUUAAAAGUCUGAUAGCAUUCUGCUGUGGAGUUUGUUUUUUUUUUUUUUUUUUUUUGUUGUUGUUGUUGUUUUUAGUAGAAGGCUUUUAUUGCUAUUUAAAUCUCCUCAUCUGUUAUAGGUCUGUUUUAGGUUGUAUCAUGCAGUGAUGUAUUUACAUUUGCAUGUGCCCACCCUUCCUCCCUCCCUCCCUCCCUCCCUCCCUUCCUUCCUUCCUUCCUUCCUUCAUUCCUUCCUUCUGUGGACACUUAGAGCUAUGACUGUUCUUUGAAGCAGGACUCUUAACAUGCCCCAGAGGUUCUGUUGUGUUGUGUUUUCAUUUUCAAUUUUUAUUUCUUUCUUGAUUUCUUCUUUGACCUAUUCAUCAUUCAACAAUGAGUUACUUAAGGUUUUUGUGGUUUUGCCCAGAUGACCUUUCUAUAGAAAGCAGGAAGUUGAAAUCAUUAAUGGGUUGAUGUUACUGUCUUUAAAUUCAGUAGUGCAUUUUUUUAUCAAGUGGGACUCACUGGGUUUGGUACAUAUAAGUUUAGGAUAGUAAUUCCUUGUUGGUUAACUGUCCCCUUGUUGGUUAACUGUCCCCUUGUUGGUUAACUGUCUCUUCAUCUCCUCUGAUUAGUUUUAGUUUGAGGUCUAUUUUGUUGGAUCCUAGAAUAAAGAUACCUAGGUUCUGGUUCCAUUAUAUGGAAGUAUUUUUGCCCAUCCUUUUACUAUAAGCUAAUAAGUAUUUCUUGCAGGUGACAAAUAGGUGGUGUUUUCUUGGUCUAUUCAGUCAGACUAUGGCUUUUGGUUAGAGAAUUGAGGCCACUGAUAACUAAAGUUAUUAUUGAAAGUUGUGUGUUAGUCACAGUUAUUAUGCUGUUGAUUUUACUCUGCAUUUUAGUAGUUAUUGCUUUAUAUUUCUCUCCUGUCUCAUGGCUAUGCUUAUUCUUCUCUUGAGCCUGAAAUAGGUUUCCUACAUUUUGUUCAAUGUUGGUUUGCGGUAUAUAAAAAGAUUUGGCUGUUUAGUCCUGGUGAUUUUUCUUUUUUUACUCACUGAAGUAAAUAGUUUUGCUGGGGAAGUAGUCUAGGUUGGGAGUCAUGGCUACUUCAGUUUCUUCUGGCUUUCAAAGUUCCCAUUGGGAAUCACCUGUUGUUCUGAUGAGUUUUCAAUGCCCUUUCUUUGUUCUGUAUAUUAAUAUUUUAACUAUGGCAUGCCAUGGGAAUCCUUUUGGUCUGGUGAAUUUGGUGUUCUGUGUGUUUCUUAUAUCUGUGUGGCCAUGCCUUUCCUUAGAUUUGGAAAGUUUUCCUCGUGAUUUUGUUGCAGACCUGGACUAUGCCAUUGACUUGUGAUGCCUCUCUCUCCUCUAUGCCCGUAAUUGGAAAGUUUGGUCUUUUCACAGCGUCCCAGAUUUUCUGUGUGUUCCUUUCCCGUGUUUAAAAAACAUUUUCGUAUCCUUGGCUUAUUUUGUCUAGAUUUCCUACUUAGUCUUUGAAUUCUGAUAGCCUGUAUUCUGCAUGAUUUAUUUUUCUUGUAAGGAUUUCCUUGAGUUUUCUAGUUGGCUUAUUGGGCUUUCAGGGCUCUCUUCAUUUCCGCUGUGUCUUCUUCAGUGCUCCUGUCUUGUCGCUGAGUUCCAUCCUUGGUUCUAGAUUGUCGUUAUUUCCAUGAGCUUGUGUCUGUGUGUCCUUGAGCAUCAUUCAGAUAUUGUCCUCUCUCAGGUCAUUAAGCUGUUCUGUUGUGUCAUUCUCAAACCAUUGAAUCCUUUGAUAAACUUUAUAAUUUUUUUAAGUUCUCUGUCCCAAGGUUCAUCUAGGUGUUUCUCCUUGGCAAACAUCUCUAGAGGAAUGGUGUGUUUGGGGGUGAGAGGAGAUACUGCCUUGAUUGCUCAUGAUGUAUGUAUUUCUUCGAUGAGUAAUUUCAAGGCACAUGGUCUUCUUUUGUUAGUUAUGUGUCUGAUAGGGUUCGGGCAGGUUGGGGCAUCAGAGAGUAUUUGCAGGUGAGCUUGGGCCUUGAGGCUGAGAUGGCAUAAGUGACGUAAAGACAAAUGGCUUUUCUAAGCACUGUUGGGUCUGAUGGCCAGUGAUUGAGCAAUAUCAGACACCCAGACAGAGGAAAAUCAAGUUGGCCAAACAAGUACAAUAGAGCAAUUGUUAUUAUUGUGGAACAAUUCUUUACUUUGCAGAUAGAUUUAGAAGCAAUGUGUCAUGUAGUUACUGUGGGUGAUAGAGUUGUUGAACUUUUGAAAAAUAUCCUCUAGGGCCUGUAGAGAUGGCACAGUGUUUAGCAGUGUUUGCUGAUCUUCCAGUGAACCCCAGUUCAGUUUCCAGCACCCAUGUCAGGCAGCUCACAACCACCUACAACUGGCCACCAAGGGUACCCAAACACACAUGGCAUGUGCCGACAUAUACAUACACAUAAAUGAAAAUAAAAUAAAUCUCUUUUAAUGUUCAUAUGGGUGCUAGAGAGACAGCUUAGUCACUAAAGUACUUGCCACACAAGCUUAUGUUUCUGAUUUUGGACUCCACUUCCACGUAAAGCACUGGGCGUGUGGCAGCACAUACCUGUCAUCCCAGUGACAAAUAAGGUGGAGGGCGACUAUGGAUUAUACUAGAGUUGACUUCUGCCCUCCACUUGCAUGUAAACACAUAUACACAUAAACAUAUACACAGGAGUGCUUAUGUUCACUUAUUAAACAUUGCUCUUACAGUGGGUUCAAGUUAUAAUUCCAGAGGAAAGUGCUGAUGGUGUCUCUAAAUUCUACCCUUAAUAAAACUAAUCUUUGUGUUGAAAGGCUACAUCCUAUUUCCACUCACAGAUAGUCUGUUGUUCUGCAUCUGUUCUUUUCAUCAGAGCCACCACGUGCACUUGUCUGCAGGACACAUCAAGAGCAAAUAGGAAUUCCUGACAGCCUCCCUGUUGCCAUCCUUUGAGUGGGUGGAGCUCAUGAAGGACUCUUUAAUAGUGUACAGUCUUGGCUAUGUUGGGAAUAGAAAUGGAAACUCCCCCAAUGAAUAAAUCAUAGGUAUGGACUAAAUAAUUAAAUUAAAUUGUAGAUAUGGUUGACUCCCUAGCACCAAGUCUAAUCCAUAUUCUAAAAUGAAAAAUUAUUGAUUGUUGCCAAUUUCAAAUUUAGAUUCUUGGUAAAGUUCAAAAUGUUCUAUCCUGUUUUCCAAAGCACUGUGUGUACUGAGCCAGUGCUUAAAAGACUUAAAAGGCAGCGGGUUGAUUGUUCCAGGCCAGCAUGGGCUACAUAACAAGGUCAUAACGUGUUAGGAUACAGUUGUGGUCUUGGUUUCUGGCUGCAGAAGUGGGGUGGCCUGUGCUCAGCUCCUGUGUUUAACACUUAGCUGACAGUGGGUGGUUGAAACAGUGUGCACUCCAGCUUGUUUAUUAAGCAUUGUUAGGGAUAACACGAGGAGUAAACAGGAAAACCAGUUUAGGGCUGUGAUAGACACAGACUUCUGCUAGCAUUAGCUUCUGUUGUUGUCGUUCUUUCUUUCUCUCUCUCUCUCUCUCUCUCUCUCUUUCUUUCUUUCUCUUUUUUUGAGGCAUAGAGCAUGCCCAGAGCCUUGGACAUGCUGGGCAAGAACUACAUUACUGAGUUAGAGCCCCAAACCAGUUACUAUUAUUGUGAACAUGCUGUGCACAGAUAAGGAACUACUUAUGAUCCCGUGUGUGCGUAAAGUUCGCUCCAUGAAGUGAAACAUCCCAUUACACCUGGGCCUGUAUUUAGUGCUGAGCCAACUAGCAGGGAGGGGCAGGGCACACAGGGUACUGAGGUAAAUAAGACCUGAAUUUUCGCAUAGUGAGUUCACACAUUUAUCAGAAUUAAUGGUUUCUCCUGAGAAACAGAAGCCAUAGUACUCCUGUCUCUUUCAACAGUUUAAAAUUCCAGCGUUUCCAAGCAACAAAGGGCCAGCAACUGAGCAAAGGUGGCGGGAGACCCUUACCAGCCUCCUGCCUCCCAUGUCCGUGCGGGAUCACAGAGCUCUGUACAUCAUGUACACCCUGGCGCUGGCGUGGCACUGCGUGGGCUGCAUUCACCUCUACUUCAGUUAGACUUCACUGCCCAACAGAGCAAUCAGAACGCCUGGCCGUGAUUGGAUGAGAGAAUCUCAUGAUGUAAUUUCCUUCUUUUUCCACUUGUCCAGGGUCAUGCUGUUCUUAAUGGCAAUGCCAGCAGUGCUUUUUAAAUAUGUUUUUUGAGAUUAUAAUGAUAUCAUUUUCCUCUCUCCUUUCCUCCUGUCAAACUCUGCCAUGUAUCCUGCCCACUUACUCUCUUUAAAAUUCAUGGCCUCUUUUUCCUUUCUUGUUGUUACACACAUGCCCACUUACACAUACAUGCAUGCAUGCACGCGCAUGCGCGCGCGCACACACACACACACACACCAAUAGGCUGACUAUUGUGCUCCUCCCUGGGGAGGGCUGUUUCUCCCACUCAUCAUUGAUUAGAUGCCUGUAGUAUAUCUCUAUCUCUAUCUCCAUCUCCAUCUCCAUCUCCAUCUCCAUCUCCAUCUCCAUCUCCAUCUCCAUCUCUAUUCAUUCCUCAGGAGCCUCAGGAGCUUCCCUCCUUCCAUAUUAGCUUGUCUUUGGCAUCAUCCUUGUUCCACUCAUGUUUAGGCAGCCAUGUUGUUGAGACUUUAUGGGUGUAGCUCCUAUCCUAGGAGACACAGUCUCACAGCAAAUUCCCUACCUCCACAAUGAUCCUCAAGUCCUAGGUGCAGGAGGUGUGUUAGAGAGGUAUCAGGUGGAACUGGGUUCCACAACUCUAAAUUUUGAUCGGUUGUGGUUUUUUGCAGUGGACUCUGUCUGUUGCACAGAGAUGUUUCCUUGGUGAGAGGUGAGGAAUAUACUCACCCAGUUAGAGCCUGGAAAGGAUGUCCAGACCGUUGCUAAGCAACACAUCAUCUGUCCCCUCCCUAGAGCCACCAUCAGACUUAAUAGCCGUGACCAGCAUUGGGUUAUUGCUUCAUAAGCUCUCUCUUUUUUUUUUAAGGUUUAUUUAUUUUUAUGUACAUUGGUGUUCUGCCUACAUGUUUGUGUGAGUGUGGAAGAUCCUCUGUUACUGGGGUUACAGUAACCGCCAUGUGGGUGCUGGGAAUUGAACUCAGGGUGUCUUUAAGAGCAGCCUGUGCUCUCAACCACUGAAUCAUCUCUCCAGCCCACUUCAUAGCUUUACAAGUCACUUUUAUGUCAUUUAUUUAGUAUUAACAUAAAUCCUAUGCUGAAGCCUUUUCUUAUAAUUUUUCAUAACCCGUGUUGAAAGGGGCCUCCACAAUUAGUAUUUAAUCAUAAUAAGGAUCUCAUAUGGUUUCAGUAAUAAAAAUGGUGUUCAGCAUACUCCAUGGAUGACCCAAAAUAUAAUAAUGGCACUUUCCAUCUUUAGAAGAAAAAAGAGUUCCCACACAUUUGCUCAGGCAGAAAAGGGCAUUUUCUAAUGGUUCCCCACAUCUAAAGAGCCAGUGACCGACAGUAGUUUCAGUGUUCGCAGCAAGAAGCCCCUUGGCAGCAUGGACUCAGCUCUGUAGCUGUCGUUCCCAGCUUUGCCCAGUAUGUCUCUGCCUUCGCAGGGCUCCCCACUGCUAUAAUGCUCAGGCACAACAGUGCUUCUGGCUGGACACAACACCCUGUUCUGCGUCUACAGAGGUUGACGCAUGGAGAUAGAUAGCUUGCUUCUUAGGUGCUAUUGGGUUCAGUCAGUGUGGCGCCCCUGGGAUCUCGGAGAGCGGGAGUGUGCAGGUUGUGACUCAGUAUCCAUUUCUCUGGCCCACACUCACAUCACCACACUUUGCUCUAUCGAGGACCAACAUUCUUACUGGUGACCAGUAAUUAUGAUCUCCAAGACUAGCAAACAUUCUUUCCCUUGUCUAGGAAAUAGCUCAGUGGCUCCGUUAACUCUGGCUGGGGCACAGACCAUCCCUGUGCUUUUUCUGUCCACCCCUUUGUAAAUGAUUCAUUUUAUUGAACUUUCAUUUGCCCCGUUGGACAAUGCCAUCUGUUUCCUAACAGGACCUAGACUCUUGGAAGCCCACAGAAACAUAAAUGGCAAUGCUGGUCAUUCACCCUGUAGACAGUGGUCACCCAGACAUUGGAAAUCUGAAUUCAGAGAAAUGAUUAUAUACAGUCCCAGGUUACCUUCACUAUAACCACUAGUACAUUUGGAAUAUAGACCAGUCUAAUUAGAAACAGAUGUUUCCUUUAGAACAUAUCUAAUCUGCAAAGAAUAACCAUGUGACAUGAUGUGUUCACAACAUGGUGUUUACUAGAAGCAACCAUUAACUGUUUUUAUUCUCACCAUCAGAUGACAUCCCUGUGGUACCCCUACUCUACCUCACUGAGGGAGUCAUUCAUCUUUCAACACUUACAAUUCUUCAAAGCAUAUCCUUUUUAAAACCAAAUAAGGUAUAGAGACUCUGGGGUUGGUCAGCACGGUCCCAGGUCCAGGAUCCAUGAAUAGCAAUGCUGAGCUGCAGUCCCAGGUCCAGGACCCAUGAAUAGUGAUGGUUUUGGAGUCCUCUCUUGCAUCAAACCUCUGUUGCUGCAAUCUUCUGACUGUCAUCUCAGGACCUGGGUCACCCUCAUGGCACAAUGGCCAACCCUCAGGAGCACCUGAGCUGCUCCUCUUUGCCACACUUGCCCUUGACUGAGAACAAAACCUCUGGUGGACGAAAUGAGCUUGCAGCUAUGGGGAACCACCCUUCACCCAAGCUCCCUGAGGACCCUCAGGAGAGGGGGGCUAUACAGUCAGAGCUGAUGGAGAUCACAGGCAGCCCGAUCUCCACAACAGUGUUGACCAGUGUAAGCGAGGAUUCUAGGGGCCAGUUUGAGAACAGUGUUCUUCAGCUAAGGGAACAGGAUGAGUCAGAGAUGACCCUGUCUCUGGGGAACAGCAACACUGUGGAUGGAGAGAACACGAACGGACCAGAAGACAUCAAGAUUCAGUUCAGCAGGUCAGGCAGCGGCAGCGGCGGGUUUCUCGAAGGACUGUUUGGAUGUCUCAGGCCCGUGUGGAAUAUCAUUGGGAAGGCAUAUUCCACUGAUUACAAGCUGCAGCAGCAAGAUACUUGGGAAGUGCCAUUUGAGGAAAUCUCAGAGCUGCAAUGGCUGGGUAGUGGAGCCCAAGGAGCUGUCUUCCUGGGCAAAUUCCGAGCAGAGGAGGUGGCCAUCAAGAAGGUGAGAGAACAAAAUGAGACGGACAUCAAGCAUCUGAGGAAGCUGAAGCACCCUAACAUCAUCGCCUUCAAGGGUGUUUGCACUCAGGCCCCGUGCUACUGCAUCAUCAUGGAGUACUGUGCCCACGGACAGCUGUACGAGGUCCUGAGAGCUGGCCGGAAGAUCACGCCCCGGCUGCUUGUGGACUGGUCCACGGGAAUCGCCAGUGGAAUGAAUUAUCUCCAUCUCCACAAGAUUAUACACCGUGACCUCAAGUCGCCCAAUGUUUUAGUGACUCACACAGAUGCAGUGAAAAUUUCAGACUUUGGCACAUCUAAGGAACUCAGUGAUAAAAGCACCAAGAUGUCCUUCGCUGGCACCGUCGCGUGGAUGGCACCAGAGGUGAUCCGGAAUGAGCCUGUCUCGGAGAAGGUGGACAUAUGGUCAUUUGGUGUGGUACUUUGGGAGCUGCUGACAGGGGAGAUUCCCUACAAGGAUGUGGACUCUUCCGCCAUCAUUUGGGGUGUCGGCAGCAACAGCUUGCAUCUCCCAGUUCCUUCCACUUGCCCGGAUGGAUUCAAAAUCCUUAUGAAACAGACAUGGCAGAGUAAGCCUCGCAACCGACCUUCUUUCAGGCAGACGCUCAUGCAUCUGGAUAUCGCGUCUGCAGAUGUGCUCGCCACCCCUCAAGAAACUUACUUCAAGUCUCAGGCUGAAUGGAGAGAAGAAGUGAAGAAACAUUUUGAGAAAAUCAAAAGUGAAGGGACCUGUAUACACCGAUUAGAUGAAGAACUGAUUCGCCGGCGCAGGGAGGAGCUCAGGCAUGCUCUGGAUAUUCGGGAGCACUACGAGAGAAAGCUCGAACGGGCUAACAAUCUGUACAUGGAGCUGAGCGCCAUCAUGCUGCAGCUGGAGAUGCGCGAGAAGGAGCUCCUUAAGCGAGAGCAAGCAGUGGAAAAGAAGUACCCUGGAACCUACAAACGACACCCUGUCCGUCCAAUCAUCCACCCGAAUGCCAUGGAGAAACUCAUGAAAAGGAAGGGUGUGCCUCACAAGGCUGGGGUGCAGACUAAGCGGCCAGACCUGUUGCGAUCCGAAGGCAUUCCUAGUACAGAAGCGGUUCCCACUGCAUCCCCCCUGUCUGGAAGUCCCAAAAUGUCCACCGCAAGCAGCAGAAGCCGGUACCGAAGCAAACCACGUCACCGCCGAGGGAACAGUAGAGGCAGCCAUAGCGACUUCGCAGCAAUCUUGAAAACCCAGCCCGCCCAGGAAAAUUCACCCCACCCCACCUACAUGCACCACACUCAGGCUCAGUGCGCUUCAGUCCAUCAACAUAACCCUCUCCAGCAGCAAUACCAGCAAAUUCCUCCUGCCCAGCCUCAGAGCCGGCAUCCCAGACUCAAUGCGCAUGGGCAGGACAUUGCAACCUGCGCCAAUAACCUGAGGUACUUUGGCCCCGCAGCGGCCCUGCGGAGUCCACUCAGCAACCAUGCACAAAGACAGAUGCCUGGCUCAAGCCCCGACCUCAUCUCCACAGCCAUGGCUGCAGAUUGGAGAAAUUCUGAACUUGAUCAAGACCAAGUUGGACCCUGGGGCUGUUGUCAGGCUGAACCCUAUGAUCCCUGUUUCCAGUGCAGGCCAGAACAUUCUGGGUCUUUAGAUGUUCCCACUACUGAGCCAGUGGGGAGGAGCCCAGACCUUUCCAGUUCACCAGCACACAAUCCUCUUUCAGGAAAUGCCCAAGGCUCUGAGAGAACAGGGGCAAAUGGAUUCAGUGGCUGUCAGUCUGGUAUUUCUCAUCAAUUCACACCCCCAAUGCUACCUCAGAAGACACGGCCCCUUCAGAAGAGUGGCGAUGACUCCUCAGAAGAGGAAGGGGAAGUGGACAGUGAAGUAGAAUUUCCUCGACGACAGAGGCCUCACCGCUGCAUUAGCAGUUACCAGUCAUACUCAACCUUUAGCUCCGAGAACUUCUCUGUGUCUGAUGGAGAGGAGGGCAACACUAGUGACCACUCGAACAGUCCCGAUGAAUCCGCCAACAGACGGCAGGACCGCCUGGCAGAGACGCUGGACGACCUGCUGUCUCAGACACCCGAGGCCCCCAUCGAGAUCUCCUCCCACUCAGAUGGGCUGUCUGACAAGGAGUGUGCUGUUCGGCGCGUGAAGACACAGAUGUCCCUAGGCAAGCUGUGUGCCGAGGAGCGCGGCUACGAGAACCCUGUGCAGUUUGGAGACUCGGACUGUGACUCUUCAGAGGGAGAGUGUUCCGAUGCCACAGUUAGGACCAGCAAGAACUACAGCUCUGCCACCUGGUGACAAGGGCUCUGACUCCUCUCCAGCAAUAGACUCCUCCCACCUUCAUCUGUCUGGGAGGAGUGGCCCUGUCCCAGAAACAAGCCACAGUGACAGGAACAUGAGACUUGUCAAAUCUCUGGGAAAUACCCAAAUGAAACUACGUCUCACUGAGCAUUUCAAUCAAGAAUGGCAGGGAUCUAUUGUACUGAAUACUCCGGCUACUGUAACAUUGAUUUUAUUUAUUUUUGUUGGACAUUUUAACACUUUAUAUUGUAAAGAGUGAACUAUAUAUGAUGCAGACACAAUAAUUUCUUUACAAAAAAAUUUAAGGAAAUGUUGCUCUUUAGGAACAACAUUUGGAAUUUGUGGGGCCAGGUGUCACUGUCACUUGAACACAGGACUGGAUCUUUCGUCCAUGCUUGAAGAGUUUGUAAGGAGACAUGUUGAACAUUGAAAACACAAGCCAAAGGAAGCGCAGCCACAUUAAGGUCGACUGGCUCGUCCAUGUGAAGGAUGGAGACGACCUGGAAGUUGAGUGAUCUCAUAGCACCAAUGCCUUGGAAGGGCAUGUGCUUCCUCUAGGAGGAAGAGCCACACAGAGCUGUCACUGCACAUCUGGAAGCCAUUUCGUUUCGUGAACGUUAAGCAGAACCUGGUGGUCAGAGCUUUAGCAGCAUCAGGUCCCGCCCUCAGCACAUGCUUCCCAUUCAGUGCCGCCAUUUCCCCACCCCUGACCAGCGUGCUCUUCUAGACGCAGUGCCAUUUCUUCCAAGUAGCUUCCUUUCUUUCCGCCUGUUGGCCACUGCUUCUAGGAAGGAGAAAGGGUCCGGAAGGAGACAAAGGGGGAAGAUGGAAAGAGCAUCUGUGACACAAGCCUGUAAAACUUCCUUCUCAAGGUGGCUCUGUUCAGCUAUCUAAGCAAGACGGUGUGACCCUCUCUGACCAGGUUGUCUACCUCCUGGAACCACACUGAUUCACACAGAAGGCAGCUAGGAUGUGCGCACCCAGUGUCCAUCCCAAACCAUCUUUAUUUUGUUCAUGAUCUCAUUCUAGCUCGGAAGCUUUGGUGGCUGUCUGUCAAUCACUGUAGCAUAAAAGGCUAAGUUAGCAGCUCGUAAAAGGUGACCCCACCACCACCACAUUUUUGCUAAAUGCUAUCUGUAAAAUACGGUAGGUUUUUUUGUUUGUUUGUUUCUUUGUUUUCUGUUUUUUGUUUUCAUUCUGAGUCACUGCAGUUUUGUCUAGUUGGGUCAGGAAACGUGUAGAAGGAACAGCUGAUGCUAAGCAGGAAUUAGAAUUACUUUAGUUUCCCCAAAGCAUGCGACUCUUCCUGUGUCUAGAGUUCUGGGCUGUGAAAGGUACCCUGAGGUGCUUUGUAGAGCCUUGGUUCGAAGCAGGAAAUGUCUCACAGUCCCCUGAGGGCUGGGUCACAGGUGGGCACCACCAUGCCUGGCUUAAAGAUGUUUCAUCUAGACUUUAUGUAUACGCACGUUGGCCCGAUUCCUGUCUCUGGUGCAGGCUUCUGCCAAGCAUUGACCUGCACUGGCUGUAUUCUGAUGUUGCAUCCUGUGAGGAUGUUAGGUAUUAAGACAUUCCAACCCCAGUGGAAAUAGUGUCCAUGGGCUGGGUGUCACUCACUGACUGCGUCAGCCAAAAUGAAGUGCAGGAGGGACUCAGAGCAGUCUUAACGUUUGAUCCCUCCUUUGUUUACACUUUAUGUUGAGACAUUGAUUUUAAAAUUCAGUCUCUAAUUUUUAGCUUAUAGGAAAGAUGAAGGAACUUGUACUAAGAAAGCAGUAUUGUUUUGUUAAAUUAUUCCAUUUUCUAUGAACUGUAGCAGGACUACACAGAAGAGCUUAAGUUAUGGCAUUAUUAUUCUUGUUUUUAUUUUAUAUUGUCAUAAUUUUCUGUUGACCAGAAGGUGUGGCUGACGAUGUAGCACAACGGCUGUUUAUUGCUAACCGUGAAUUAUUAUGGACUUCUGUGGUCCUAAGUGAAGGCUGGGGAUGGAGCUGCCUUUUGUCACUCCCAGCAUUCCUCAGUGUUUUCCCUGGUCUCCUGACUACUGUAGCAAUGGUCUGAGGAGGUGUGCUCUGCUCUGACACCCAACGGGUACACUGUGAUUCUUUUUUACUUGAUUGUAAAAGCUCCUGAAUAUGCAGGUGACCAAGUAGUUUAAAGGCUUCAAAAGUUAUAAACUUUCUAAAGUGUUAGAAUAAAAUCAUGGGACUGUAAGAGAGGCAAAAAGAGAUUGAACGGUCCAGACGGCAAGACAGAGUGUUUCUGUGAGGACUCAUGAGGUAGUUUCAAGAGUGGACAGCAAACCGGGUCAUCAUCUCCUUCUUGCUGAGUCCCACGGAUUGGGAGAAGCAGAGAGACUAACAGAGACAUGUACAACACCAGCAGGAUGUGCUUCUGUGACUGCCUCAGGUCCCUCGUUCCUGUCCCACACAAAGCGGGAGCAGCUGUCUGUCCCGUGCACACCAUUAGUGACAACAGUGAGCUCUGAAGAGCAGCUUCUGCCCGCACCUCCCAGAAAACCCACCCAGUACCUCAGCCUUCAUCAGCAUUCUGCAUUCCCACCCUGCCUGUGUGACACCCCAAGGCCACCUUAACUGGAUUCACCGUUAUGGGAUGCCACGCUAUGCCAGGGAUGUGCUGUUGAUUCCAGUCAUUUGCUAUAGCAUCAAGAUGGGAGUGAAGUCCACAUUUCUGUAGUAGAAUUAACGAGGUUUCAGGAAAGGAAAAAAAAAAAGGUCCUAAGCAAGGUUAAAAGGGAAGAACGUUCCCUACUCCACCUGCCUUGUAGGAUUCAGGAAACUCAACUGACUGUGUUUCCUUGAAAACAUUAUAGUCAUCAGAAGGGCCUCAAGUGGAGAGAUCGGGGAACAUGAGAGUUCAAUUCUUCAGUGCUGUUAGAUGCCACCAUGCUUUGGUGCUUUGAAGAUCCUUGCCAGACCAAUUUCAAGCUUCAGGACAUACUGCGAGAUGAAUGGCUACAUUCUUUGUCCAGCUUUUUUUUUUUUUUUUGACUGAUGAGUCUCAUUUUCUACUGCAAUCAAGCACUAGAUUUUUCUUUUUUCUAGAUUAUGUCCCUAAGUAAAAAUCCCUCUUAAAAUAAUAGCCUAGCACAGUAAUGGAGAAGCCUGUGUGCACUUUAAAACAUACCCCACCACCACUAAGUUGAGAGCUAGCUGCAGGACUGGGGGAGAUUCUGCCCAUGACAGGGAAGAUGACUUGGGUGGUCUGGUUGAAGAUUGAGUAUUUUAAGUCUUUAGUUCCACCAAGUUAAUCCUGGAAUUAAAGUCAUUUUGAGUCAGUACUGUCUAGUGAUUAUUCAGGGCCAUUGUGCUAAAUUAUUCCCCCAAGCUGCUCUGAGUGAUGGAGACAAUGGCGCUGGAGUCCCUGUUACUAACGCAGGCUUGUCAGUGCUCCCACAAGGUAGCCCCGACAUCGUCCCCUUGCUCCCCAUGAGGUAGCCCUGACAUCAUCGUCUCUGUGAGCAUGUGUUCCUGUUGAUCCAGUGGUUUACUGGUUUUCUUUUUCUUAUGCCCUUACGUCUCAGAUGUUUGCAAUUAUAUGAGAAUUGCAUACCCGUAAAUGACGAGCUAUGAUUAUAUUCAGUCCAUGCCCCUCUAUAUCCCACCUAAACCACCCUCCUCCCAAGCCCAGGCUUUUGGGUUGUUGUUUUGGUAAUCCACUAAACCCAGUUAGUGCCACCCAGGUAUGCGUAUGGCCAUCCACUGGAGCAAGGGACACAAACAGCGGAUCGUUUCUACAAAAGCGUGAUUCUCCUCCCUCCAUAGCUGUCAACUGCCAGUAACUCCUCAGUAAGAAUAGGGCCGAGAGAUCUCCUUCCCACGUCAAAUUCUCUUUUUAGAAAACAUUUCUAUCUGGGUGUGGUGGCACAUACCUUUAAUCCUAGCUCUGGGAGAGACAGGGACAGGCAAACUCUGUGACUUCAAGGCUAGCCUGGCCUACAUACAAGCCAGGCAGAGUGACUUGGUGAGACCCUUUCUCGAUGAUGAUGAUGAUGAUAUCUAAGAGAUUCCUGCCCUCCCCCACGUGUACCAUGUUUAUUUCUCGAAACCAAGAAACCAUAUUCCACCAUGCUCCACCUCUACCCUAAACAUCAUGGCCUCCAUCUGAGCACCAUAUGCCUCAGAGCAGAGCAGCGUUCACGACUGACUGGAACUGGUGUGCAAAGUACGCAUUGACCAUUUAAGAUCUUGAGUUCCCUGAUGGGCAAGUACAGGGCCAUGCUAGGGGUCUCCUUAUGGAUCCCCAAGGCUAGCAGGGGUAUACCAUGACAGGCAAAGGGCCACUUGCCUUUACUCUGUCCCUUCGGACUGCAAUCCAAUUAACUAACCACCAAUCGCGUUUCUUUACCCUCACUGAGCUGUACCGCGAAUGAGCACACACUUCCCCAUCUGCACAGAAGGUUCAGGUGUGCGGUCUAUUACCUGUUUCCUCCCGAGAUGAUGUGAAAAAUGAUGUGAUAUUUUUUAUCAAGACUUUUCUUCAACUGUCAGUGUGGAUUCUGUGCCUUUCCAGUCAGCAAGUUUUUUCUUUGCUGAUGCCAUAGAACAAACGUCCCAAUCUGCUCGCCUCCCUCUAGACUGGCCCACUGGAUCCAUACAUUUGCUUAUCUGCUCCGAUCAAUUGAUACUGCAAAAGCUGUUUAAACAAGAAUGAGCUGGAGUGGAGGGUGAGGUGGCACCUAGAACAUUUCUCAGGGACGGGUGACUCAAGAGAGUAGCUCUCAGAAAUGAAGAAACUGGGUGAGGCUUUGGGCAGCAUCACGUGGUAACAGUGUGAUGGAAGGAUUUCAACCAGUGCCACACCCGCAGAUGGCAAGGCCACUGUAAGGAAGCUUCCAGCAGAAUCAAAGCCCUACUUCCAAGGGCCACUGUACAGCUCUGGGGGUGGAUCAGCUAGGCUGCUGUCUGGUGAUCAUGGUCCUUCCAUGGCUACAAGCUAGAGGGCCCAGCCACAUGUGAGGGGUUUCGGGUGUAUCAUGAUCACCCCACCCCAGUGGCUGUCCACAUCUAGAGUUCCACUUCCCGAGGAUGUGGAAACCCUUUGAGUCUUCUCUCUCUCUCUCUCUCUCUCUCUCUCUCUCUCUCUCUGUGUGUGUGUGUGUGUGUGUGUGUGUGUGUGUGUAUCUGUCUGUCUGUCUGUUUGUCUCUCUCUGUCUGUCUCUGUCUCUCUCAGUAAUGUGAGUUUCUAUUGAUUUAGAGCAAACGAAUCUCUUUCUAAUACUUGCGUCUCUCUCCCAUGGUCUCAGCUCCCAGGCCCCCCACUCCACGUCAUUUUCAGAUACUGGCUCUGGCUUUGUACGGAACAGCAAUGGGAACAAGAAUGAUUAUGAAAACAAACCAAUGCAUGAAAUUAAACAAAGAGUAUACCUUC
This is a messenger RNA of Mus musculus (house mouse), 19595 nucleotides long. RefSeq names its product mitogen-activated protein kinase kinase kinase 13 (gene Map3k13). Lineage: Eukaryota; Metazoa; Chordata; Mammalia; Rodentia; Muridae. Gene Ontology annotation, cellular component: membrane; cytoplasm. The coding region runs from base 11325 to 14204 and encodes 959 amino acids. Gene Ontology annotation, biological process: positive regulation of canonical NF-kappaB signal transduction; JNK cascade; stress-activated MAPK cascade. Gene Ontology annotation, molecular function: MAP kinase kinase kinase activity; protein serine/threonine kinase activity; identical protein binding. The transcript is spliced from 14 exons. The record is from RefSeq and is a predicted model, not a curated record.